AAAAGUUGCUGUGAAAUGAGCUGUACUCCAUCAAAGAAUAUGAUCGGGAGUGAUGAUCGAGAGUGGGACACAAUCGUCGAAAUUAUGGAAAGAAUAUUUCGAUAACUGGAAGCAAUGGGUGAAUAUUUGGAGCAUUCCAGCAUUGAAAUUAUUAUUGAAAGUAGAUUGCCAGUUUGGAUAUUGGGCAAAGUUUACCAACAAAAGGACCAGGAAUCUCGGACUCCGAAAAUUCCUGCAAAAACUAGUCUAAAGAAAUGAACAAAUACAGAGAAACCAAGCCUCUGGUAGUGGGUACCAAUGAAAAUCAAUCGGGUCGAAGUCGAGUCACAACCCACGCAGUACUAAAGGAGAGAGGUCUGUUUUGGCCGCAAUCAAUCAACCCAAGCCAAACGAUAGUAAAAGGAUCACAAACUCAAGGGAAUAUCCUGAAAGUGAUAAAAUACGAAGACCCUGCUCAUUUUGCAACGGGGAUCAUUGGGACAGUAAUCGACAAUAAUCGUUUUCAUUUUAACUAUAUGUAUUUCACAUUGUUUCAAUUUAUUUUGUUCGGUUUUAUUUAA
Molecule: messenger RNA, 560 nt
Organism: Loa loa (African eye worm)
Lineage: Eukaryota; Metazoa; Nematoda; Chromadorea; Rhabditida; Onchocercidae
Exons: 1
Coding region: 255-560 (101 amino acids)
Source: RefSeq, a predicted model, not a curated record